Molecule: messenger RNA, 459 nt
Organism: Naegleria gruberi
Lineage: Eukaryota; Heterolobosea; Eutetramitea; Acrasida; Naegleriidae
Exons: 1
Coding region: 1-459 (152 amino acids)
Source: RefSeq, a predicted model, not a curated record
AUGAAUCAAUCUACAUGUAUUUUGAUGAAUGAUGGAAUGGGAAGACAAUAUUAUAUGAUUUCUGAUCCAAGUCAAAUGUCAAGUAAUAAUUCAAUGAUGGUCAGCAGUGGAAUUACAACUUCCAACCCAACUCCUCAACCAUCUUCUACAUCAAUUACAGCAUCUACUUCAAUUGCAACUCAAACAUCUACUUCUAAUACACCUGCCACAUCAACGCAACCUGCCACCACUCAUGUCACCAUUGACAAGAAGAAGAAAUGUAAAGAUUGGGACAAAUGUACUCAAACUGGCGACCAAACACACGUUGAGAAAUUCUUCCAUCCAUGCAGAAAUGGAUCUCAUUGCAAGAAUAUUGAAAAUGUCAUUCAUCAAAAUAGAUUUGUUCAUCCUUGUAAAGAUGGAAAGCAAUGUAAGAAGAAGGAUGAUAAUUUACACAAUAUUAUGUUUACUCAUAAAUAA